Molecule: messenger RNA, 1830 nt
Organism: Tripterygium wilfordii
Lineage: Eukaryota; Viridiplantae; Streptophyta; Magnoliopsida; Celastrales; Celastraceae
Product: zinc finger CCCH domain-containing protein 48-like
Exons: 8
Coding region: 119-1687 (522 amino acids)
Molecular function (GO): metal ion binding; protein binding
Source: RefSeq, a predicted model, not a curated record
CGCGCGGUCUCCUUAUUUUCAACGUUCUCUCCGUCUCUCGUUCUCUUGGUCUCUUUCUCUGUUUGGGUCUAUCGUUUGCUGUUUUCUAGGGUUUGCUCCGCAGCCGAGAGUACUCAGUAUGGCUGUGACUGCUGCAAAGGGACUCACUGGAAGGCCUGAAGGAUUUGUUUUAAACCGGCUAGGAGAACACACAAAUCAAACAAAGAAUGUUACUUGUUCCUUCUGGUUAGCUGGAAAAUGCACGAAAAACCCCUGUAGGUUCAUGCACAGAGAACUUCCACUCCCUGCUGUUCAAGGAAAAAUUGCUAAGAAGCCCCACACCAUGACUGAGGGCCGAACAUGGAAGAGGACCAAUCAUGAUAACCCCAAGGGCUCAUCACCUUCUACUGCUGUUAGAGGCUCUGGAUAUGCGAGAACAAAAAAAGCAUUGGAGGGCAGAAGCACGAAGAAGCCCCAGACAUUUCCUGGUGGCCAACCAACCAAUCCUGUCAGCCCCAAAGGCUCAUCACUUUCAAUUUCUGUUAGUGGCUCUGGUGAUACAAAAAAUGCAUUAGAGAGGUUUGUGCUGCCCUCCGAUCAAGACAGAAAUAUGAAGAAGCUCCACACCUUGACUGAGGACCAACCAAGGGAAAGUCUUAAUCAUUACAGACUUGAAAAUUCGUCAAUUUCAAUUGCUUUGAGUGGCUCUGGAGAUACAAGAGCAGAAAAUGCCAUGGGAAGAAUCUGCAAAGAUUGGGUCUCUGGAAAUUGUAUGAGAGGUGAUCAGUGCAACUACUUGCAUUCAUGGUCUUGUGGUGAUGCGUUUUCCAUGAUGGCAAAGCUUGGAGGGCAUACGAAGAGUGUCACUGGGAUCACACUUCCAUCUGGAUCGGACAAGCUUUUUUCGAGCGGCAAAGAUGGAACUGCACGAAUUUGGGAUUGCCAUACUGGUCAAUGUGUGCAUUCAAUGAAUCUUGGUGAUGAAAUUGGGUCUUUGAUUAGUGAAGGCUCAUGGGUUUUUGUUGGCUUGCCAAAUGUUGUUAAGGCCUGGAACGUUCAGACAUCUGUUGAGUACAACCUUAUUGGGCCAGUUGGGCAAGUUUAUGGCAUUGCUAUUGGCAAUGAUAUUCUUUUUGCUGGGGCACAGGAUGGUGUUAUCUUAGCAUGGAAGGGUAGUUCUGAAUCUGAUCCUCCUUUCCAGCUGGCUGCAUCUUUGGAAGGUCAUACUUCUGCUGUUACAUGUUUGACUGUUGGAGCCAUGGGGCUUUAUUCUGGAUCCAUGGAUCAAACUAUAAGGGCGUGGGAUCUCAACACUUUAAAGUGUACCCAUAAGCUGAAUGGGCAUAAUGAUGUGGUGAUGUCUCUUCUUUGUUGGGAUCAGUUUCUGUUGUCCUGUUCGUUGGACCACAAGAUCAAUGUUUGGUAUCUUACUGAAGAGGGCAUCUUGGAAGUAGCAUAUACCCAUAACAUGGAACAUGGAGCCCUGGCCUUUUGUGGAAUCGUUGAUACAGAAAAUAAACCAAUUUUGUUAUGUUCUUGCAAGGACAAUAUUGUUCACCUCUUCGAGCUACCAUCAUUUACAGAGAGGGGCAAGAUAUUCUCGAAAGGGGAAGUUACGUCAAUAGAGAACGGUCCUGAGAACCUAUUUUUCAUCGGGGAUGCAUCUGGGGAUUUGACUGUAUGGAAGUUGGGUGGACAGAGUUCGUGAUUUAUAGUUUAAGAACAGCAUUACUGUACAAAUUAUUUGCCAUUGAUAAGUGGCAUCAUAUCUGGGCUGUCACGAACAGUUGUGCAACAGUGUGAACAUUUGCCAUAAUAUAAUUAUAAAUUUGCUCAAGCGCUUUUGGAUCA